AUGGCAAGACAAAACUUCGUGGGUCUAGUAGUAUCCCAAGGCCGAAUGAACAAAACCGUUAAAGUAAGAGUUCAAGGGAAAAUAUACGAUAGAAGAAUAGAUAAAGAAAUUAUACGAAGAAAAGAUUUUUUAUGUCAUGAUGAAGGUAAUAUAUGUAAAGAAGGAGAUAUAGUUAGAAUAGAAAGUAUCCCCAAGAUUUCAAAAAUGAAAGCUUUUGCUAUUGCAGAAAUUAAAAUAAAUAAAGGUCAACAAUUUGAACAAUAUGAACAUUUAGCUAAGGAAAGAAUACAACAAGAAGAUUUAAAAGAAGCUGAAAAUUUUAUAAAAAAUAAAGACAGUUUCUCCCAAAUAAUUACCAAAUUGGAAGAUUUAAAGAAAAUAGAUGAAUUAUCAUAUCAAAUAUCAAACCUAGAACCCAACGAAUCAACUCAUGAACAGGAACAACAAAUAAUUGAAACAAUAAAUAAUAUAAAAACAAAAUAUAAUAUAAAAUCAUAUCCAUCAACAGAACCAAUACUAGAUCUAGAAUUAAAAGCACCAAUAUAUAAAAACGAAAUUGAGAAAAGAAUUUACCAUAUGGAUCAUAUUUUAAAUGAAAUAAUGAAUAAUUCCAACUACUCGGAGUUUAAAAAUCAAAUCCUUACUACCAAAUUUAAAAAUAGAUCGUUAGACUCAAUUCAAAAAAGUGUUAUCAAAAAUGUCCUAAGAAGAUAUGUAAUUAAUGAACAGAAUGAAUUACCAUUUGCUUUGUAA
Molecule: messenger RNA, 753 nt
Organism: Lodderomyces jiufengensis
Lineage: Eukaryota; Fungi; Ascomycota; Pichiomycetes; Serinales; Debaryomycetaceae
Product: mitochondrial 37S ribosomal protein uS17m
Exons: 1
Coding region: 1-753 (250 amino acids)
Biological process (GO): translation
Cellular component (GO): mitochondrion; ribosome
Molecular function (GO): structural constituent of ribosome
Source: RefSeq, a predicted model, not a curated record